UCCAGGGAGGUUGGUCCAGCCUCCACUGCUCACGUCGUUGUUGUUUUUCUGUUUACAACAGUUAAAAUGAAAAUCAACUCAUAUGAACCCGGAAGUUCGUUUCAGCUGCAAACAAUCAUUUAAGGAGGACUGAGGGUCUGAGCCUCAUUCACAGUGUAGUGAACGGUAGUGAAUGGACUCCUUCACCGUCUGUGUGUCCGUCCGUCCGGACUGUGAUCCAGUCCCGGCCACAGCUGCUCCACCGGCUCUGGACCGGCCGUGAACGGGGUUCGUUCAUAUCUGUCUUCCUUAAUGAUUUGUGACGUCACAGUAGUGGGGCGUUGUGGGUGUAUGUGUGAGAGAGAACAGAGAGAGAGAGAGGGAGAGAGAGAAACAGAGAGAGUGCAGUGCGCAUGUGCAGACAGGGUGCCGUGUGGCGGUGGAGAACAGGAGACUCACAACUGAAGAGAUGGCGCGGCACCAGACAGGAGUGCAGGGACAGCUGGUCAGCGGCGGGGGGGGGGCUUGAAUUAUAACGAUAACAACAACAAAAAAACAUUUUUAAAAAACAUAAAUACAUGUUUGAAAUUCUACAGGAAAAGGUGGACGUUCAGAGCAGAGUUUUUAAUCCUGCAACAGUGUCAGAGUUACAGAGAGAAUAAUCAAAUACAGGUGAAGAUGGACAGAGGCUGCUGCUGCUGCUGCUGCUGCUGCUGCUGCUGCUGCUGCUGCUGCUGCGAGGAGAACAUUAGAACUUUCCUGCACCUGAGGACCUGUGGACACCAGCUCACUGCAGCCAGUCACAUAGAUGGUUGGUCCACAGCGCUGCCCGGAUCAUGAACGCGCAUCUGUCGAUGGAGAACAUUGGCGACCUGCACGGAGUGAGCCAUGAGUCCGUGACCGGCCACGGAGAUCUACUGAGUGGACACAGUCCGCACUCCCGCCCGAGCCCCCGGGGUCUCGGCCACCGCGCUAUGGGCAUGGCGACCCUUCUGGACAGCGGAGACUAUCACCCCGGCCACCCCGGCCACCCCGGACACCUGCACCCCGCCAUCAGCAUGUGUGAAGCCCCUCCGGGCAUGAGUGCGAGCAGCACUUACACCACCUUGACCCCCCUGCAGCCCCUACCGCCCAUCUCCACCGUGUCCGACAAGUUUCCUCCCCAUCACCACCAUCACCACCAUCCCCAUCAUCCGCACCCUCAUCCGCACCAGAGGAUCCCGGGAAACGUCAGCGGCAGCUUCACUCUGAUGCGGGAGGACCGGAGUCUGGCGCCCAUGAACAGUCUGUAUCCCGCGUAUCAUCACAAAGACCCCUGCAUGGGCCAGAGUCUGUCCCCGCUGUCUGGUUCGGGUCUGGCCAGCAUACACACCACGCAGGCCGGCAUCCCUCCUUACGCUCACCCCGGCGCUGCCAUGCCCGGUGAGAAGAUGCUCACCCCCAGUGGGUUCGAGGCUCACCACCCGGCUAUGCUCGGCAGACACACGGAGCAGCACAUGAGCUCCUCGGGCAUGGUACAAAUCAACGGCCUGCACCACCACCCGCACGCCCACCUCGGCGCGCAGGGGCACGGCCAGGGGCUGGGGAACGGUCGGGAGCAGGCCUCCGGGCCGGGACAGCAGGGGGGCGGAGGAGGCGGCGUCUCAGGAGGACAGAUGGAGGAGGUGAAUACCAAAGAGGUGGCGCAGAGGAUCACGACGGAGCUGAAGCGCUACAGCAUCCCUCAGGCCAUCUUUGCCCAGCGGGUCCUCUGUAGGUCCCAGGGGACCCUGUCAGACCUGCUGAGGAACCCCAAACCCUGGUCCAAGCUCAAGUCCGGCAGAGAGACGUUCCGCCGGAUGUGGAAGUGGCUGCAGGAGCCUGAGUUCCAACGCAUGAGUGCUCUCAGGCUCGCAGGUGAGCGAAGCCUCGCAUGUAAGCGUAAGGAACAGGAUCACGGCAGAAACGAUCGAGGAAACGUGAGCAAGAAGCCCCGGCUGGUGUUCACGGACGUGCAGCGACGGACACUUCACGCCAUCUUCAAGGAGAACAAGCGUCCGUCGAAGGAGCUGCAGAUUACCAUCGCCCAGCAGCUGGGCCUGGAGCUGGCUACUGUCAGCAACUUCUUCAUGAACGCACGCCGGCGGAGUCUUGACAAGUGGGUGGACGACGGCUCCGGUCACCCGGUCAACUCUAACGCCUGCACCAAAGCCUGAAGAUGGACCGAGCUAACCAACUCAUGGACUCAACAUCGGUGGAAAAGCUUUAAAUUUUAGGAGAAACAAAGAUAAACUUUUUAAAACAAAGACCUGGAAGCAACAUGUUGCCCUUAAACCUGUACUAUAGGAAUAUUUAUAGUAUCCAAAGAUGAAAAAACAACCAAAGACUUCUCGUUUGACCUGCUUUGAAAUGAAGUGUUUGUUUGUGCAACAAACUUCUGUGUAACAAACUGCAAACAGACAGUAACGUCACACACCCUCUCACACACACUCACUCUAACUGGUCGAUAGCUUUAUUACUCCUUUACCCACCUCCCCGCCAGGUAUCAGCCUAUCGUUUGCCAUCCUUAUCUUUAAUCUGAUUGGUUGGUUUAACGAUGGAGGUCUAAUCAGCCUACUGACUGUCCACAGCCUUUAAAAACAGCCAGAAUGUGGAGCUCUGGUGGGAUUGGUCAAUCAACUUCAGAAGAAAAACAUAAUCCUACAGGAGUGACGGACGUGUUGGAGUCGGAGGUGGUGGACUGUCUGUCUGUCUGACUGUCUUUGUGUCUAAGUUUCUGUCUGUCCCUCUAUCAAACAUUCCAGACAGACAGGGUUGUGUCCAAUCCCCCCCCCCCCCCCCCCCCCCCCAAAGGUUGGACUCACCUGGUAGUGCUUUCUUCCCACAUGCUGACGUGUUGAAUAAUUCGAAACCUAGAAAAACCAAAGCCUCUACACAGUUCAAAUAUAACCACAGAAAUGCCAUAACGUUUUCAGACCAAAGAGUUUAUUUCAUGGUGGAAAAUCCUGAAACUGAUUUGACCUCGUUUUCUUUCCUUUAUCUUGAAACAGACUGUUAUUGAAGAGCCUUUAAAGAAGAGAACGAUGCUGUUGUUCUCACCUUUACGUUCCCUACGUUAGAUCCUGAUGUGAAAAAAAAUAAUCCUUGACAUUGAUCUUGUGAUGUCUUUUUGAAAUCAUCAACUAAAUAAUUACAGUCAGAAUUCUCUCUGAACGUCAGUGCCAGCAGCUGACAAAAAAGAUCCAGUGCUGAUGUCCUUCAGCUCUUCUCUGGACAGUAUUAUCCUAAAUAAUAAUAGUUCAAUCAUUCAGUUAUGAUUUGAUCUCCUCGUCACAGAUGUGAGAUUAAAGUUAGUGUGUAAUGAUCAAAUCACUUCCAUGUGCUGACGCAGCAAUGUCAGUUUAUCAUCUGGAUACAAAAGCACUCCUCACCUUCCUGUUUCCAACCCCCAGACACUUGUCCUCUCAGGACGCCACUUUCCUGUGCAUUCAGGCAUCAGGAGGAAAGCACUGCCCAGGCCCGGCUCAGGUCGGCUCAGUCUCAGAAACACAGAGCUGGCCUCCUGCCAUCACUGAACGAGAGAUCUGAGGGAGGAAGAGAGACUGGCUCCAUCAUCUCAGAAGGACAAACCAAAAAGACCACAAGAACCCAAAGAAACACGUUGAGACCUGUUGACCUUUUAUAGUGUGAACCAAAGAUGCUACCUCACUCAAGUUCCAUGUUUGUGAUUUUCUAUCACGUUGAUGAUACCAAAGACAAGUGAAGAACACUUCUGGUUGCACGGCCUUUAUGAUUGGUGUUAUAAAGAUGUUAUAUGUCGUCCCCCCCCCCAUCCCUUGUAUCCUCCCCCCCUCUCCCUCUUCUCUCCCCCUCCCAUCUGCACUUGCGUCCCAUGCGUCUCCUCCGUGCGCGGCCCUGCUUCGUCCGUGCUCAGAUUACAGCUCCGUAGACCGUCGUGCUGACGCAGCAGGUUGACUCGACUGUCCGUGCAGGGUGAAGUUAUCAUCAGUGUGACCAACUGAAAAUCACACAUUUAAAAUGCAAUAGACGUCACUGUUGUCACCAAAACGUUUGGCCUUCAGUUAUUUAAAUCUUUGAAUUUGAAAACAGACACCUGCUCGAUCGUCAUGUUUUUACCACGGCCCCUGUGUGUGUACCAUUGAUCCAGGAAAUAAGACACCUUUUCACAUGACAACAGGCAGAACAACUGACAUAGCCAUGGGCAGAAUCCACUCGACUACGUACAGGCAGACAUGUCCCUGAAAGUAGAAGCAGACAUGUUGCAAUCCUUCUAAAUCUCCCAGGACGAGUGCCUUGCUUGAACCAAAGUGUUAAACCACUCUUGACCUCUCACCUCUGACUCUGUGAAUACCUCAGCCUGAAGGAAGGCCACUACGAAAGAAACUAGAAAAAGGUUUUUUUAAUCACACCGUGGUGCUUUCGCCAGCAAACCAUGCAAUGAAAACGUACCAAAGGAAUUUCUGUUUU
Cynoglossus semilaevis (tongue sole) is the source of this 4446-nucleotide messenger RNA. RefSeq names its product one cut homeobox 1 (gene onecut1). Bases 816 to 2174 code for a protein of 452 amino acids. The transcript has 2 exons. The record is from RefSeq and is a predicted model, not a curated record. Gene Ontology annotation, cellular component: nucleus. Gene Ontology annotation, biological process: regulation of transcription by RNA polymerase II. NCBI's taxonomy places the organism in Eukaryota, Metazoa, Chordata, Actinopteri, Pleuronectiformes, Cynoglossidae. Gene Ontology annotation, molecular function: RNA polymerase II cis-regulatory region sequence-specific DNA binding; DNA-binding transcription factor activity, RNA polymerase II-specific.